This is a messenger RNA of Solanum tuberosum (potato), 1238 nucleotides long. Its product is annotated as probable N-acetylglucosaminyl-phosphatidylinositol de-N-acetylase. The record is from RefSeq and is a predicted model, not a curated record. The transcript has 11 exons. Gene Ontology annotation, molecular function: N-acetylglucosaminylphosphatidylinositol deacetylase activity. Gene Ontology annotation, cellular component: endoplasmic reticulum. Lineage: Eukaryota; Viridiplantae; Streptophyta; Magnoliopsida; Solanales; Solanaceae. The coding region runs from base 96 to 878 and encodes 260 amino acids.
AAAUCACCUCUGCACCAUUGCUGAUUUUUCUAUAUUCAGAUUUACAUGCAGAUACACUUCUGUGUUAUAUGUAGUUCUGCUAGCAAAAAAGUUAAAUGGAGUGGCUAGUAAUCAUCGUUACAGUGGUUGUGCUGUGGGUGGCUUCACUCUUUAAAAUUCUUCACGAAUCUCUCUCUGCCUCACAAGUUGAAGUUUUGAAUGAUGUUUCAGGUGGGGUUUUUUGCAAGAGAAACGUGUUGUUGGUUAUUGCCCAUCCCGAUGAUGAGUCUAUGUUCUUCACUCCAACUAUUAAUUAUUUGUCUUCAAGAGGAUGUAAUUUGCACAUAUUAUGCAUGUCAACAGGCAACGCUGAUGGUAUAGGCAAUGUCAGGAAAGAAGAACUUUAUUUAGCCUCGAUUGUGCUUAAGGUUCCACAAAAGCAAGUGAAAGUCCUUGACCAUCCAGAUCUACAGGAUGGUUUUGGCAAAUCAUGGAACUCUAAGUUACUGUCAAAGAUUAUCAAGGAGGAAAUUGUCAAUUGUGCAAUUGAUUUGGUCAUAACUUUUGAUAAUUAUGGAGUCUCAGGUCACUGUAACCAUCAAGAUGUUCAUCAAGGUGUACGAAAACUAUUGCAAGAUACUUCACAUAAAGAAGUUGAGGCCUGGGAGCUUGUUAGCACUAGCAUAUUGCGUAAGUACAGUGGACCAGUUGACAUAUGGUUGUCCCUCCUAACUGCCAAGUUCCAUUUAAGUGGAGUGGCACAUUGCUUUCUAAACGAACAUCCCAGAAGGAGCUUAGCUGCAAUGGCUCAGCACAGGAGUCAGUGGGUUUGGUUUCGAAAGAUAUUUGUUUCUUUCUCAAGUUACACAUACAUUAACUGCGUUAGGAAGAUCAACUAGAUACAUGUUAGAGUUGUUGGUUCAAGAAGACACUUGAAAGGAAGAUCAACUAGACGUUGGUUUGGUUCAACAACACUUGAAAUGGCAAUGGUAAGUAAACCUGCCUAGUUUUCGAUCAUCUAAGUCUCUCUUGUGAGCUUUUCUUUGAAUAACUUCCGAUUGAUUAAAAAUUGGAGAAGUGUUUGAAUGUUUUUUUUGUGGUUGUAGAAUGGUUGGAACUAUUUCACUUAAUUAAAUUGAGUAUAAAUGUUUUGAGCUCUUUUUUUUUAUAUUUAUUUUAUUUGUAAGUAAUAAAUGCCUAGUGCUUUUGAUGAAUAAUUUGGUUUUGAUGCUAUGCAAAUCAAUUGGUUUUUCUUUUUA